GCUUUCACGUUAGUAUUAUUUACAGUGUCGCAGUUUUUCUACUACCCCACAGUUUGGAACUAUAAGGUGCAAGAAUUGGCAGACAUGUCGUGUCGUGCUGUAUUUUAUCCUUUGAGGCAGUCACAAGCACCUCUAAUUAAGUCUCACCCUGACAGAAGUUUGGACUAUACCAUUUCCUUAAAGAUGCGCUGAAGUCUUUCUUGCAUCCAUUUUCUGUGCAGGCAUCAUUGCCUAGGCUUCCUGCACCUCCUGGUUUGCAUCUAGCAACUGCUGCCUGCCAUCUUCUGGCAGCAAAUUGUCAGCUGGCCAAGUGUUGAGUGUGAUCAGGAACCAGGAACACAAGGACAUUGGUAUCAGGAGCACAGCCAGGAUCCAGCACAGCACCAGCACCAAUGGCAUCCCCGCUGCUGGUGCUGGCUGCCACUUGUGGACGCGGCCUGAGAGCACAGCACCAGCUGGUGCGUGCCCUGGUGACGUCGCGCCGGCUGGUGCACCGGGCCGCUGCCAGGGGCGCCACCAAGGACCGGCCGCCGGCCGAUUUUGACAGCUUCGGCACAUGGGACUCUCGGUGGGAGCUUCCGCUGGCGCUCGGCUCCAGCAUCAAGCACGGCAAGCCGAUUCCACGCAUCGACGCGCCGGCCGUGGGCAUCUCCAGUCUGCAGGGAAAGCGUCGCUACCAGGAGGACCGCUGCGUGGCGGCGGACGUGGCCCCGGACCUCCUGUUGACCGCCAUCUUGGACGGUCACGGCGGGGCCGAGUGUAGCCAGUUCUGCUCACAGCACCUCGUGCCCAUCGUGCAGGAGCAGAUCGCUGCGGGAGAGAGGAACCUCAUGGCCAUCCUGCACGGGACCUUCCCCGCGCUCAACCGGCAGUUCGCGGCGGAGUGGCAGAGGGGCCACGGGGCCGCCGACAGUCCCGGCACUACAGCUACUGUCUGCCUGUUGCGCGCGGGCGCCGAGCUGGUGAUCGGCCACGUCGGUGACAGCAGAGCCAUCCUGUGCCGAGAUGGGGAAGCUCGGAAGCUCACUACAGACCACUCGGCGGCGCUGGUUGCGGAAAAGCGGCGUGUGGAGCAGUCUGGCGGCUCGGUGGUGGUGGACGAGCUGGGGCGUCACAUGGUGAACGGCCGGUUGGCCAUGACCCGCAGCAUCGGUGACCUCCACCUGAAGCGGGCCGGCGUCACCGCCUUCCCCGACACGCGCUCACUCGAGGUCAAACACGGUCGCGAUGUAUUCCUGGUGCUGACCUCUGACGGCAUCAACCACGUGAUGACGGACCAGGAGAUCUGUGACGUCAUCAACGCCAGCCGCACGCCGUCCGAGGGCGCGGCGCUGCUCACCGACCAGGCGCUGUCGUACUCGUCUGACGACAACAUCUCCUGCGUGGUGGUGCCGUUCGGCUCCUGGGGCAAGUUCACCGACCGCACCAGCAUUUUCAUCAGUUUCGGCAAGACCAUGUCGGGCAGCAGUCGUUUCAGCUAGGCCACCGGCAAGGGGGGAGGGCGGGACGGCGGCGUGGCGUGGACAUGGUCCGAAAUAGAGAGCUUGGACGGUGGAAGUGACGCGUCGUCAAAAGAACGCGUCAGAGCUUCGGCACGCCGAAUGGGUUGUUCGUGCGGUGGCGAUGCGUUUUAUUGGUCGUGAGAAUCGGAUUCGGGCUUCGCCACGCUGAUCGGUCGAGGGCAUGCGAGGGCGACCUGUCGCGGGUGUUUGUGUGAUGGCACCGAGGCUGUGGUGUCUGCGAAGUGGAUAUGUCUCUCGUCCACUGUACCA
Pollicipes pollicipes is the source of this 1772-nucleotide messenger RNA. RefSeq names its product protein phosphatase 1K, mitochondrial. Gene Ontology annotation, biological process: protein dephosphorylation. The transcript is spliced from 8 exons. The record is from RefSeq and is a predicted model, not a curated record. Lineage: Eukaryota; Metazoa; Arthropoda; Thecostraca; Pollicipedomorpha; Pollicipedidae. Gene Ontology annotation, molecular function: protein serine/threonine phosphatase activity. Bases 393 to 1481 code for a protein of 362 amino acids.